Messenger RNA from Dreissena polymorpha, 962 nucleotides. Its product is annotated as metallothionein-like. The record is from RefSeq and is a predicted model, not a curated record. Lineage: Eukaryota; Metazoa; Mollusca; Bivalvia; Myida; Dreissenidae. Bases 149 to 358 code for a protein of 69 amino acids. The transcript has 3 exons.
GCGCUCAAUCCAAACAUGGCAGUACGUCCGUGUGCAAAACAAAGCGAUAUAAUACUGCUGCUUGCACUUUUCAAAAUUACAGAGUAACUCGACUAUCGAAAAUAUAAUUUCAUUUUGCGUUCAGAGAAGAAGAUACUGCACUUUCAUCAUGAGUGACCCAUGCAACUGCUUUACAACCGGAGAAUGCGUUUGCGAUGCCGACUGCGACUGUUCCGAGUGCAAGUGCGGUGACAGCUGUAAAUGCAAUCCAUCCGAGUGUGGAUGCAAGGCGGUCUGCAAGUGUGGAGACAAAUGCGAAUGCGGAGCCGGAUGCACAGGGCCCGUAUGCAAGUGCGACAGCAGCUGCUCGUGCAAGUGAAGGGAUGACGUCACCCAGUUACAGCGGCGAACGUCAAAACUGUUAAUGACGGCAUUUGUUGAUAUUCCCCGUUACACACUCCGCCGCUACACAUCUUCAGCUUUUCGUUGGUGGUUCAGGAAUCUUCAUAAAAACAACUGAUUUCAUAGCAGACACGUGUUUUUAAUUAUUAUUGUUCUAGCUUUUAGCAGUAUUAGUUUGAAUAACAAAUUUAUGUAAAUGAACGCUUAAACAUCAUAUUUUAACAGUAACGAGGAGCGAGCACUUUUAUUUAAAUACUUAGAGACAUUUUUUGUAUAAAAUCAAUUACAACCAAAGCUCCUUUCAUCAGUUAUGCUAUAUGAACCAUUAUCACUAUUAUGUUAAAUGUAGAUUUCAAUCUGUUUUAGAAAUUCUUUAUCAGACUGUCAAUCUCUUGUCGUUUCUCAUCUUGACGACAGACGUUAUUUGUCAGACUCACCCUGUAACUGUGUGACUCACAUGUUCAUAAUUUGCACUUGAUGCUGUAUUUUUACUACCUUUAUUGUUUCACUUUUAUAUUAUAUGUUGCUAUAUCUGUAGUUGUACGUUGUCAUGUACUAAACAAAAUAAACGUAAAAACAAA